This is a messenger RNA of Dromaius novaehollandiae (emu), 1628 nucleotides long. RefSeq lists its product as uncharacterized. Lineage: Eukaryota; Metazoa; Chordata; Aves; Casuariiformes; Dromaiidae. The record is from RefSeq and is a predicted model, not a curated record. The coding region runs from base 9 to 1037 and encodes 342 amino acids. The transcript is spliced from 2 exons.
CGAAAAGAAUGGAGUUCAGAUAUGCGCUGCCUACAUACAGGAAAGCCCUGAUGACGUCUUCUUGGACUACCUGGAACACAACAGAACUGUAUGGAAUGAGUCCCCCAUCUGCAAUCAGUGCUGUGAGAAUUCAAUCAGCAGAGAGCAUUGUGUUUUUUUUUAAAAAAGCACUGCCGGCUGAAAUAAUGGUGCCUGGAGCAUCCCAGCUCUCCAUGAAAAGUGCUAUAGAAAGCUUACUAACUUGGACAAGUUUCAAAAUCAGCAAGCCACCUCCUGAAGAUAAAGUAGCUCAGAAAAACAAGGACAUUUUCAACAUUGUCAUGACUCCUGAUCGCAUCCCUAAGUUUUUCAUCCCUUCUCUGGACAUAGAGCAUAUUUCCUUUCAACCAGAGCCAGAGGAAGAUGCUGUAGAGAAUUCUCCAGAGAGAAGAAACUCUAAUGAAGUCGUUCAAAAGCGCAGAACAACUAGAAGCAAGUCUGAAUCCUACAUCAGGAAAGACACAGUGUGCAAAGGAGAGAAGCUGUGCAGAAGAGAAACUCUGUGCUUUACAGACCAAACAAUUUUCUCUGGAGACCUGGAGAGAGCGGCACAUCACUCUGACCCAGCAACCAGAGCUGCCCUGUCUUUGCCCCACCUCUCCAAAAUCACCACCCCCUACGGGUUUCUCACAUUAGGCGAGAGUCCCAACACCAGGAGGAAAGAGUCUCUCUUUUUUCAGCAUGAUUCUGAAGAGCUUAAAAUCCUCUUGUCCCAAAAGAAGAAGACUGCGUCUCUUUCACGGAGCUCGUCCAGCCCUUUUAGUGAACUUCAGCAGUCCAUGGGGUAUAUAAAAUCUUCAGCCAUCCCUUUCAAGAACAGGCGGGCCAUCUCCUGGGAGGCAGUCUGCGACAGCCGACUUUCUUCUCUGCGUUGCAAAGCAGACUCUGAAACAUAUCCCGUGAAAUGUGAGAAGAAAAAGCUUCAGGUGACGAUGAAGAGGCAUCUGGCCAGCAUCAAGUGGAUGAGAUCUAGCAGUGGGAUGAACUGGCUAUGCUAAUAGCAUGCAAAGUGCUACCAGUCGUUAAGUGCUGUGAAAAAGUAAAAGAGACAGUCUUCCACAGUGGUGUGCAAACGUGAAUGUGUAAUACACGUUCAGCUUUGCGAGCUCUGGAUAAAGGCCAAGCAAACAACCAGAAAGAACUUGCUUAUACCCCAGCAGGUUGAAUUCCUCUCCUUUUUCUAAAGUCAGCAGCUCUGAAUCUUUUUAAAUGCAAGUAGUGACGAACUAAAAUAGGUCAUUUUCCAAAGUGAAUGCUGUCUUUUCUGCUCAUGUCUACGUAAUUUGUGAUUACUCCUGUGGGAAGGAAGUAACUACAUCAAAAGCAAACUGCAAAGACAGAAAAUAUGUGCCUUUAGAAUAGUAAUGUUUUCAGACUAAUAGCAAACUUGAAAAGAAGAAACAUUCUAGCUAGUCAGGUAAAAGUUUUCUUUUGUUUCUAAUAUUAGAGUGUAAGCAAAAACCAAUUAAGAGUUAAUUUAUCCCAGGCUGUUUACAGCAGGUAGUUGCAAACGCUCAUUCCUAGCUGCUAGCUAGAAUGUGCUUACCAAGGCAGGAGGAGCCAGGUGUCUUCCUCAUUGAAAACAGUGA